AGCCUGUUCUGUGGUUAUGUUAUUUAUUUCAGGCUAUUUAAAUUUUAGUUAAAUUACUAUACCUAUUUAAUUAGAAUUUUAUCAAAAUGUACAAAGGUUUUUCACGAAUAUGGACCGUUUACUGUAUAGAUAAACUACAGCCGUGCGUCACUCCAUUUGUUACUAGUGUUUUAAAUUCCCAAAGGGGCAAAGUGGGAAGUGUAGGUUAUGUUUUCAAGCGAACCAAAAGACACGAUAAAGGGAACCCCUCUGCUCUGUUUGUUCCCGUACCGGUUAAACCAAAUCCGGAUGACAUUAAUAUAGGUGAAGAGUUCACAGGACGGUUAAAAAAGCAAGAUUUGCUCAAAAUAUUGAAUAAGUUUUAUCAGAAGCCAGAGGUUAGAGUCUUGGCGGCUGAAAACGGUUUGGAUGAUCAAUUAUUGCAUCAGUCUUUUUUAUCCUUUAGAAGACACUGUUUGGAACAUGAUUUACCUCCAGACUUACACAUUACAAUAAGUGAUAUACUAGUAGGUGCUGGUCAUGUUGAUGAUUUGUUUCCAUACUUCCUUAGACACGCUAGACUUGCAUUCCCACAUCUUGACUGUUUAGAUGACCUUAAAAAAAUAUCUGACUUAAGAACACCUGCUAGUUGGUAUCCACAAGCUCGUAAUAUAAAUAGAAAGAUAAUAUUUCAUGCAGGACCCACAAAUUCAGGAAAGACCUACCAUGCAAUGGAAAGGUUCCUAACAUCUAAGUCUGGUGUUUACUGCGGACCCCUUAAGUUGUUAGCUACCGAAAUAUACCACAAAUCUAAUUCUAAGGGCACCCCGUGUGACUUAAUCACAGGGGAAGAGCGAAGGCAUGCUUCACAAUAUACUAUGCUAGUGGACAAUAAUGAAGACACUGAAAUAGUUAAGGAAGAGUCAUAUUUGAUAGAUGAACCAGAAUUGACACCCUCAAGACAUGUGGCCUGCACUGUUGAAAUGACUUCUUUGAAUGAAUUGUAUGAAGUGGCAAUCAUUGAUGAAAUACAGAUGAUUGGUGACAGGGGCCGGGGUUGGGCCUGGACAAGAGCAGUAUUAGGUUUACAAGCAGAGGAAUUACAUUUGUGUGGUGAAUCUGGCGCAAUAAAUUUAAUAGAAGAAAUAUGUAAUACUACAGGGGAAGAAAUUGAGGUCAGAUCAUAUAAAAGGCUGACGGAACUCAAAGUGGAAGACAGUGCCCUGGGCUCGCUGGACAAAGUGCGCGAGGGAGAUUGUAUAGUGUGUUUCAAUAAGAACGACAUUUACAGUGUAAGUCGAGCGAUCGAACAGAGGGGUCAUGAAGUGGCAGUAAUAUACGGCAGCUUACCGCCCGGAACAAAACUCGCUCAAGCCAAUAAGUUUAAUGACCCAGAGAGUUCUUGUAAAGUCAUGGUGGCCACUGAUGCUAUAGGACUUGGUAUCAAUUUGAGUAUACGAAGGAUAAUAUUUUAUUCGCUCAUAAAGCCUGUAAUCAACGAAGAUGGUGACAAAGAAAUGGACGUUAUAAGCAUAUCGCAAGCGUUGCAGAUUGCUGGUAGAGCCGGUAGAUACGGCAGCGCUUGGGAGACGGGUUUCGUUACCACAUACAAACCAGAAGACCUCGCGACUCUAAAGACUUUACUGUCGCAGCCUCCUGACCCCAUAACUCAGGCGGGCUUGCAUCCCACAGCAGAACAGAUGGAGCUGUAUGCCUACCACUUACCACACGCCACUCUCAGUAGCUUAAUGGACAUAUUCGUCCACCUGUGCACAGUGGACGACUCGCUGUAUUUCAUGUGCAAUACCGAAGGCUUCAAGUUCCUGGCGGAGAUGAUCCAACACGUGCCUUUGCCGCUACGGGCACGGUACGUGUUCUGUUGCGCGCCCAUCAACAAUAAGCUGCCUUUUGUGUGCGCUACGUUCCUCAAGAUGGUGCGUCAGUACAGCAGGAACGAGCCCAUAACUCGGAACUGGAUGUGCAACGUAGUGGACUGGCCGCUGCCGCCGCCCAAAACCAUCAUGGACCUCGUACACUUAGAGGCUGUGUUCGACGUGCUAGAGUUGUAUCUGUGGCUCAGUUAUAGAUUUCCAGACAUGUUUCCCGAUGUUAAAUUAGUACGAGAGAUGGAAAUUGGUUUGGACGCUAUCAUUCAGCAAGGAAUAUUCCAAAUUACCAGAUUAUUGCGAAACUCAGAACAAGUACUCCGUAGCGAUGUAGACAUGUCUGAAAUGGGCAAAAGAAAGGCGGGGAAACUGCACGCACCAUCCAAAGACGACGAACCUAAGGGGAAACUUUCAGAGAUGCUUGUUGCUAAGGGAUUAAUAACUCCACAAAUGCUAAAAAAAUUACAACAAGAACUCAGCACAGAGAAAAACGAUAGAAAAACAAAAGGGGGUAGAAAUAGAAGGAAAUAAUUUUAAAUUUAAAUUAGUUACUAGAUGAAUUUAUUUUUUGUGAUCAUUUUGGUGUAUGCAAAGAGUGAAUGUGUAAUAAAGAAUAUCAGUUA
Molecule: messenger RNA, 2488 nt
Organism: Maniola jurtina (meadow brown)
Lineage: Eukaryota; Metazoa; Arthropoda; Insecta; Lepidoptera; Nymphalidae
Gene: Suv3
Product: ATP-dependent RNA helicase SUV3 homolog, mitochondrial
Exons: 15
Coding region: 87-2396 (769 amino acids)
Biological process (GO): mitochondrial RNA 3'-end processing; RNA catabolic process
Cellular component (GO): mitochondrial degradosome
Molecular function (GO): RNA helicase activity; hydrolase activity, acting on acid anhydrides; ATP binding
Source: RefSeq, a predicted model, not a curated record